AUGACCAACUCGUCCGCAGCCGGAAUUCGCAGACCAUUGCCACCCGCGGAUGUCAUCAUCACAGAACAACGGUUAACUGGUCUCAGUCAUUCGAAAACUCUGAGGUCGCGUUACACCGCCUCAUGUGGACCGGAGCCAGAGGCACAUGCUGAGCCGUGGCCUCCUGCGCCGCUUGCGGGAUCAGGGGGUCCCGACGACGGAUCCACCGGCGACCCUACGCAUCCUCACCUUCUUCCUUUGCCGCCCCAUGGGGCCAACAAUUGGACGUUAGAUUGUGCUUUUAGCAAUAUUUGUUAUCGCACUAAUUCAUUGCAGGCCAAACAUGAGUUAGAACAGACUGGGCUCUCUGGCUUUGUGGUCGAGGGGCCGGGCUCCCAUGGAACAAAGAAUGGACCGUUCCAUCAACAAUCACUCGUACAGACAACACCCGCCAGAUCCAUCCAGGACGAGGGUCGCUUCGACCAUGGAAUUAUUGUGCCCCCAGUGUAG
Cantharellus anzutake is the source of this 489-nucleotide messenger RNA. RefSeq lists its product as uncharacterized. NCBI's taxonomy places the organism in Eukaryota, Fungi, Basidiomycota, Agaricomycetes, Cantharellales, Hydnaceae. Bases 1 to 489 code for a protein of 162 amino acids. The transcript is spliced from 3 exons. The record is from RefSeq and is a predicted model, not a curated record.